Messenger RNA from Pongo pygmaeus (Bornean orangutan), 2381 nucleotides. It is a transcript of the gene ITFG1, whose product is annotated as integrin alpha FG-GAP repeat containing 1. The record is from RefSeq and is a predicted model, not a curated record. The transcript is spliced from 18 exons. The coding region runs from base 198 to 2036 and encodes 612 amino acids. Gene Ontology annotation, cellular component: plasma membrane. NCBI's taxonomy places the organism in Eukaryota, Metazoa, Chordata, Mammalia, Primates, Hominidae.
GUGAGGGCGGCUUUCACCCUGGCUCCACUGCCUUUUUAGCGUCGGAAGGGCAGCCCUAGUGGGAGAGAGAAAAAGGAGUCGGCAGCGGCUCUUACGCGUCCCGGGGCUGCGCGCCACUCUCUCGGCCGGUAACGCGGUGCUUUGCGGCUGCCGUCAAGCGCGGCGUUGGGCCGGCGGGCGGGGGCCGAGGGGCUGCCAUGGCGGCGGCGGGCCGGCUGCCGAGCUCCUGGGCGCUCUUGUCGCCGCUCCUCGCGGGGCUUACACUACUGGGAGUCGGGCCGGUCCCAGCGCGGGCGCUGCACAACGUCACGGCCGAGCUCUUUGGGGCCGAGGCCUGGGGCACCCUUGCGGCUUUCGGGGACCUCAACUCCGACAAGCAGACGGACCUCUUCGUGCUGCGGGAAAGAAGUGACUUAAUCGUCUUUUUGGCAGACCAGAAUGCACCCUAUUUUAAACCCAAAGUAAAGGUAUCUUUCAGGAAUCACAGUGCAUUGAUAACAAGUGUAGUCCCUGGGGAUUAUGAUGGAGAUUCUCAAAUGGAUGUCCUUCUCACAUAUCUUCCCAAAAAUUAUGCCAAGAGUGAAUUAGGAGCUGUUAUCUUCUGGGGACAAAAUCAAACAUUAGAUCCUAACAAUAUGACCAUACUCAAUAGGACUUUUCAAGAUGAGCCACUAAUUAUGGAUUUCAAUGGUGAUCUAAUUCCUGAUAUUUUUGGUAUCACAAAUGAAUCCAACCACCCACAGAUACUAUUAGGAGGGAAUUUAUCAUGGCAUCCAGCAUUGACCACUACAAGUAAAAUGCGAAUUCCACAUUCUCAUGCAUUUAUUGAUCUGACUGAAGAUUUUACAGCAGAUUUAUUCCUGACGACAUUGAAUGCCACCACUAGUACCUUCCAGUUUGAGAUAUGGGAAAAUUUGGAUGGAAACUUCUCUGUCAGUACUAUAUUGGAAAAACCUCAAAAUAUGAUGGUGGUUGGACAGUCAGCAUUUGCAGACUUUGAUGGAGAUGGACACAUGGAUCAUUUACUGCCAGGCUGUGAAGAUAAAAAUUGCCAAAAGAGUACCAUCUACUUAGUGAGAUCUGGGACGAAGCAGUGGGUUCCAGUCCUACAAGAUUUCAGCAAUAAGGGCACACUCUGGGGCUUUGUGCCAUUUGUGGAUGAACAGCAACCAACUGAAAUACCAAUUCCAAUUACCCUUCAUAUUGGAGACUACAAUAUGGAUGGCUAUCCAGACGCUCUGGUCAUACUAAAGAACACAUCUGGAAGCAACCAGCAGGCCUUUUUACUGGAGAACGUCCCUUGUAAUAAUGCAAGCUGUGAAGAGGCGCGUCGAAUGUUUAAAGUCUACUGGGAGCUGACAGACCUAAAUCAAAUUAAGGAUGCCAUGGUUGCCACCUUCUUUGACAUUUACGAAGAUGGAAUCUUGGACAUUAUAGUGCUAAGUAAAGGAUAUACAAAGAAUGAUUUUGCCAUCCAUACACUAAAAAAUAACUUUGAAGCAGAUGCUUAUUUUGUUAAAGUUAUUGUUCUUAGUGGUCUGUGUUCUAAUGACUGUCCUCGUAAGAUAACACCCUUUGGAGUGAAUCAACCUGGACCUUAUAUCAUGUAUACAACUGUAGAUGCGAAUGGGUAUCUGAAAAAUGGAUCAGCUGGCCAACUCAGCCAAUCUGCACAUUUAGCUCUCCAACUACCAUACAACGUGCUUGGUUUAGGUCGGAGCGCAAAUUUUCUUGACCAUCUCUAUGUUGGUAUUCCUCGUCCAUCUGGAGAAAAAUCUAUACGAAAACAAGAGUGGACUGCAAUCAUUCCAAAUUCCCAGCUAAUUGUCAUUCCAUACCCUCACAAUGUCCCUCGAAGUUGGAGUGCCAAACUGUAUCUUACACCAAGUAACAUUGUUCUGCUUACUGCUAUAGCUCUCAUCGGUGUCUGUGUUUUCAUCUUGGCAAUAAUUGGCAUUUUACAUUGGCAGGAAAAGAAAGCAGAUGAUAGAGAAAAACGACAAGAAGCCCACCGGUUUCAUUUUGAUGCUAUGUGACUUGCCUUUAAUAUUACAUAAUGGAAUGGCUGUUCACUUGAUUAGUUGAAACACAAAUUCUGGCUUAAAAAAAAUAGGGGAGAUUAAAUAUUAUUUAUAAAUGAUGUAUUCCAUGGUAAUUAUUGGAAAGUAUUCAAAUAAAUAUGGUUUGAAUAUGUCACAAGGUCUUUUUUUUAAAGCACUUUGUAUAUAAAAAUUUGGGUUCUCUAUUCCGUAGUGCUGUACAUUUUUGUUCCUUUGUGGAAUGUGUUGCAUGUACUCCAGUGUUUGUGUAUUUAUAACCUUAUUAGUGUCAUGAUGAUGGAAAAAGAUAUGUGUAAAUAAAAAUAAUUAAAUGAGCAGGAA